Molecule: messenger RNA, 1553 nt
Organism: Elaeis guineensis (African oil palm)
Lineage: Eukaryota; Viridiplantae; Streptophyta; Magnoliopsida; Arecales; Arecaceae
Source: RefSeq, a predicted model, not a curated record
AUGGACCCCAGCUCAGCGCCCAUCUCCACGCUGCAGUCUUCCUUGCCUUCUCUCGCCACUUGUUUUGGCGGGAACUGAAACGCCUCCGCCCGCCGGAAUCCAUGGCGAAGCGCCGCCGCGAGGCCCCCGCCGAUGAAGAGCGCUGCACCAGAACCGACGGCAAGCGGUGGCGCUGCUUCGAGCGCCGCCUCGGCGACCAUCGCUACUGCCGCAAGCACCAGAGCCUCUACCUCGCUACCCUCAACCGCAGCCGCGCUUCCAAACCCUCCUCCAGCGUUAGGGUUAAGAAGGAGAAGAAGGCCCCUCUCGCUAGGGCUAGGGCUAGGGCAUCCAAGCCCUCCUCCUCCUCCUCCGCGACCGUCAAGAAGGAGAGGAAGAGCCUUAGGGCUAGGGUUUCUGCCCUAGGGCAGAAAGAAGCCGUCGGAAAUGGGGAGACUUCCUCCCAUGAGCUGUUCAAUCCGGCGCCGCCGGAGUCCCCUGAGCCGGGUCAGAUCUGGGCCCUCCCGGACGAAUCCGACGGCCACCCCCGCGUUUAUGCUCGGGUGGAAAAGAUCGACGCCGACAAGGGGACGGCGGAGGUGACGCUGCUGGUACCCCACCCCGUCUCGGAGGACGAGAAGCGGUGGGCCGAGGAGGGCGUGCCGGCGGCCUGCGGGAUGUUCCGGCCGGGCAAGUCAUCGAUCUUGGUGGCGCUCGCCGCCUUCUCCCACCGGAUGGUCGUCGAGGAGGAAUCCACGGGGGAAGCCGACGCCUUGAACAACUUCUAUAAGAUUUACCCCCGAAAGGGCGAGGUUUGGGCGGUGUACCAGCGGUGGGACAAGGGGAAGAAGAAUCUGGUGUACAGGCUGGUGGAGGUGCUCUCGGGGUUCACCGAGGAGGAAGGGGUGACGGUGGCGGCCUUGAGCUGGGUGGAAGGAUUGGAAGACGUGUUCCAGAGACAGGUCGUGGAAGGCUUCGAGCUCGUGAAAACGUUGUCCAGGAAGGAGCUUUUGAGGUUCUCCCACCAAGCGGUGGCCUUCAAGAUGACGGAAGAUGGGGGAAACGACGGCCGCAGGGGGCGUUGGUAUGUCAUCGGCUGAAGCUGGCCAUGGCGUCCAAAACUUCAUCUGGUUAGAUGAAAGAAUUGAAAAGAAGAAAAAAAAAGAGGAGGAGUUUUGGGGAUAUAGGUAAUGUUCGUUAGUGUUAUGCAAUUGGACUUGCAGCUGGCUCAAGCUUUGUAUUCAGGUUUUUCUGAAACACCCAUUCUGAUAUGCCUGUUUUUGUUGUAGGAUAAGUUAAUGCAUAUUUGUAUCUUUGGAUGGUUAGACUGAAGCUAGUGUGGAGUUUACUUCUUGUUGCAUUCAUCUAUUUGUUGCUCAACUUUGCAAUUGGUCUAAUGUUUUCAUUGCUUCAGUUUUUGCUGUUCAUAUGUGGCUUGAUGUAUUCAAAUUUUCUCUGCGAUAAUAUGUAUGUUCAUGAGAGGUAGUAUGAAACCAACUAUAUUUUGGGGGGUUUGUUUGAGAAAGCUUUGUACUUGUAGUUUUAGUGAAGAAAUUUCUGAUACCGUAAGUGUA